UUGAUUGUAAGGAAAACAACACAUUUAUUUGCGAGCAUUACAGAGAUGGCACGUGUAUUUAUGAUGAGUCGACGAUCACAUCGUUUACAUAUAAAGUGUUAACGUCGACAUUAGGUGAUUGUAAAGUUAUCUGUACCAAUACAACUGGUUGUUUUCUGACGACCAAAUUGGCUAAUCAACAUAUAUGUUUCAUGCUAUUAGCCACAGAUGUCAGUAACACAACAGUUUUCAUUAAAAAUUGUUCAUAUGAGACUGCAAUCGACAGUGCGAGACAUGAUGUAGUCCGUGACGAUUCUGAUCCUACAGACUGUGCUAACCAACCAUCAAGUUUAGUACCAUCUACAACAGCACGUUCUACUGUCACAAGCACAACUACCGAAACGACAACUUUUAUAGAAACUUCAACUGAAACGACCACGUCCUCGAUCACUAUAACAUUUACCGGUAUGUCCACAGUAACGCAGUACUCCACAUACUGGUCUUCUACAAAGGCAUCUAUUGCACCUACAGAAUCGACAACUGAAAACAUGACAGCAGAGGUUACGACGGAUUCUUUGGUAGCUACCCAACCAGUAGAAAACGCUAUAACAACAAUAUCACAGAUUAAUACUGUGACAGUUGUUGACUCUUCAUUGGUUGUAUCCACGGUUACAGAAACACAGGUUCAAGCAUAUGAAACCUCAACAGCUGACGUCACGGGAUCGUGUACGCCGAGAGUUCUGUACGCUUAUUUUCCUUGUCCUAAAGAGAGGGUCCAAACUGUCGUUACAACAAUUCAGUCAUCUUGCGUUUCUCUUCAGGUGAAUGACACAAUUGCUUCCAGUUCUACUGGGAUUACAGGUUUUAUUGGAUCAGACGGAAUUAUGAGGGCAACGGUGUGUCGGGAAGUUAUCGUCGUGACCCCUGACCCGGCCGCAGAGCAAGAAGCAGUAGAAAGCAUUGUGAAGGAGCUCACCGUUGACAAGAAAAACAUAUCUGCUCUCGUAAAGAAAAAAGUAAGCGCACAAGAUAAAAGAUCUAGCUCUGUUGCUAUUGGUUUUAUUGGAAUAGUUUUUCUGAUAAUCCCGUUUCUUUUAAUCAUUGCUGUAGAUUUACCGACAUGCAUCCAAGGCGGAAGAAACGUCAUUAAAUUAUGUAAGGACGAAGAGAGAUUUUGAUCUGUAUGUUAAAGAUAUAACAACGUGAAUGUAACAGGCUAUUUUUGUGUUUAAGACACUUGGAUCCCUUUAUUCUCGUCACAAGUAACCAUCUGAACCACUGUGAUAUGAUUUCAUAAAAAAUACCAAAUUUUAUUUAUCCUGUACAGUAUGAUAGGAAGGUCUUGACGAGCAAUCAUUCGUCCCCGGGACAAACAUAUCAACAACUCAGACGCAAGUGUGACAACGCCUUGUUCUACUUUCGUUUUGUGUUGUUUUCCAGCGAUUUUCAGGUUAUUGUUGCGCUUUAAUCCCCUCUGCAACGGUAUCAAAUAGUCACGUUUAUCAAAUCUCACAAUGCGCAAGCGCCCUAAAAGAUGUAUGUAACAUUUAUAAACUG
Messenger RNA from Patella vulgata (common limpet), 1536 nucleotides. RefSeq lists its product as uncharacterized. The coding region runs from base 192 to 1157 and encodes 321 amino acids. The transcript is spliced from 4 exons. The record is from RefSeq and is a predicted model, not a curated record. Lineage: Eukaryota; Metazoa; Mollusca; Gastropoda; Patellidae.